Penaeus vannamei (Pacific white shrimp) is the source of this 3137-nucleotide messenger RNA. RefSeq lists its product as uncharacterized. Gene Ontology annotation, biological process: G protein-coupled receptor signaling pathway; cell surface receptor signaling pathway. Gene Ontology annotation, molecular function: G protein-coupled receptor activity. The record is from RefSeq and is a predicted model, not a curated record. Lineage: Eukaryota; Metazoa; Arthropoda; Malacostraca; Decapoda; Penaeidae. Gene Ontology annotation, cellular component: membrane.
AACGGAACUUCACCCCUGGCAGAGUUCCUGGGCAACGCCACCUACUACCCGGGUCUUCGUCACUGGAUUCGCGUCGUGGAGGCAACCGACGAGGCCGGCAAACUAAGGCUCGAGAGACACAUAUGUCACACCCAGAUCGCCGAGUUCCUUGACACCGGAGAGCUCGCCCAUCGGAUCGGCGCCCGACCGUGCCUCUUCCCCAAGAGCGAGUGCCUGAAGAGAUUCGUCGGGCGAAGACAGUGCCAGGAACAGGUCCGCCAUUGUGAUCCUGCUUGGCCUGACCGCACAGACUUCGAGAAAUGCGAGCGAUACUCCCUGAUGGUGGCGUACACAGACUCAAGAAACCGAAUGGCGUAUUACAAGAACCCCCACUGUGCUCGGUGCAACUUCGUCAAUACCUCUGUGGGCGAGAUGCAGUGCCUCCCGCCCGCUCGGUGGUCACAGUGCGGAGACAGCAUGAGGAACUCUCAACCCUCUCUCCCGCCCUGCUUCAGCGUCCUCAUGGACUUCCGGGGCGGCCGCUGCGACGAGGCCACGGAGCUGUGGGAUCCGGUCCUCGAGAUGUGCCACAAGAUCCACUGCGGCCACCUGUUCCGGCUGGUGGGCGGGCGGUGCGAGAGGGACCUCGAGGCCUACGGGUCGCUCUCCAACUCGACCCUCCUGGACAGUGCGUGCCCCAAGAGGCUCCUCAACCUGACGGAGUAUGCGCCCCGAAGCGACGGCUCCAUCUUCGUCAACGCCUCCAAGAAGAUCUACGCCAAGGGGGAGUUCGAGCUCACCAACGACACGCAGGUCCUCGUCUGCCACGACGCGAGCCACUACGCCGACGCCUUCAGCACCGCCCACCAGUACCUGACGCUGGUCGUGCUGAGCGUCUCCCUCGUGGCUCUGGCGCUCCACAUGGCCGUCUUCAUGCUCGUCCCGCGACACAGGAACCUGCCGGGGAAGAACCUGUUCUCGCUCUCGUGCUGCCUCUUCGUCGCCCACGUCCUGUUCCUGGCGGGGACGAGGGAGACGGACGUGUACGGCCUGUGCGUGUUCCUGUCGUGCAGCCUGCACUACUUCUGGCUCGCCUCCUUCUGCUGGAUGAACGUGAUGAGCGUGGACGUGUGUCGCACCUUCAGCAGCCAGCUCUACCGCGGCGACUCCGACGGCGGCCGGACCUUCCUCCUCUACUCGCUCUACGCCUGGACGGUCCCCGCGCUCGUGGUGUCGCUCGCGCUCCUGCUGGACUGGGUCGACCUCCUGCCGGACUACCGGCCGGAGUACGCGACGAGGCUCUGCUGGAUCAACAACCGCCACGGCCUGGCGCUCUUCUUCCUCCUGCCGGUGGGCGCCAUCGUCCAGGAGAACGUCGUGCUCUUCCUCAUCUCCACUUACGGCAUCUACAAGCAGAUGAAGGCGGCGCGCUACGCCAACGUGAGGUCACAGAGCACCAGAGAAGGGCGCGGCGAGAAGGCGCCCAGGAGGAAGUCUGACGCGCUGAGAGACGGCGUUUCGAGGAAGACAGCCCAGCAAGCCCGACGCGCCAGGAAGGACAGAGGGCGACUGAUCCUCUACAUGAAGUUAGGAGUCAUCCAAGGUCUCACGUGGCUCACCGGAUUCAUAGCGGCGUUCGCGGAUAUCCCCGCGUGCUGGUAUCCGUUCACGGUUCUCAACGGCCUGCAGGGAGCAUUUAUCUUCAUCGGUUUCGACAUGAAGCGAAAGGUGGCGGAGGCGGUGUGGGAGGCGGUGACGGGGCGCCCGUGGACCAAGAAGAGCUCCUCUAAGGACACGCGCACGACCACCGUGGGCCACAGCAACAGCCACAACAGGUCGUCAAAAUCGUACAGUGACUCUGACGGCGAAGGCCUGAUCAAAAAUACAAGUGAAGAUCCAUUGGUUCUUGAAAAUACGACUUGGGACAGGACCGUAGGCUUAACCACGCCUUCAGAGGUCAUAUCCAGAGGCAGCUCGGCAGCAACCAAAACCUGGAAGUCGUCAUCGCUCUCCAGUGACUCCCUGCAGCGAGGUCAAAGAGAGCGCGCGACGGGGUCAGGUCGAGGCGGAGCGGAAGUGCUGAGGAACGGUGACCUCUGCGGCGGGGUCGUCCGGGGUCAAUUCGAAGAUGAGGGUCCGCAUCGGCAGGGUGUCAGUCUCUCCCCAGUGGCCUCUGGACCUGGAACGAAGGAACAAUCAACUGAAGAAAUCGUGAAGGAGAAACACCACAACAGCCAACCUGAGGUCAUCCUUCAACCAAGUCCUAGCACAGCCGAGAGUCCAUUGUGAGGGCGAAGGAGGACGGUAUGAGAGGUGCUAGUGUCUGUGAGCGUGUGAGGGGAAACAGAAUCUUGGAUAAGGGGGUAUGAGUGAGGCCUUCAAAGUACUAAUGAGUUUCAUAGUUAGAGUGGGACAUAUGGGUGCUAGGAUGACAGGUGUGGGACAUGAUGAUGGUGUGAUUGUGAACGAGAGCAAACCAGCAGGUGAUUUAUAAUAUGAUAAUUAAAGUGUAUUUUGGUGUUGAAGAUGAGUCCGACCGUGUUGGGACUCGCUGAGACAUGUUAAAUUCCCAGGAAGUGCAAAACAAGACCCAUGAAAUAGACAAAACAAUAGAUAUAUAUAAGGAUUUAAGGAUAUAUAGAAUAGGCUAUACAACUAAUUAUAGUGAAAUUUGUUAGUACGUAGAAUCACACUAGAGCACAAAGUAUGAUGUAUAAAAUGAAAUGCACUUCUCUGUACACACUCUGGAGAUGUGAAACCUAUUUAGUACGCUCUACAUGUUUACAAAAAAGCUUCAUACUAAAGAUAUAUUUGUAAGAACUUGCUUACUUCAAUACUUCACUGAGCAUAUCCCUCUAACUUCUCACUACGUAUGUUAUCACAGGAGUGCAAUGAACUUUGUGUCUGUCACUAAUCUUAAAUAUAUAAAUAUCUGUUUCCAUGUUAAGCUAUAUUCACCAGUGCUAUUUAUCAUUUGCUUCAACAAGUAAACAUUUUACGUUCCAUGUAGGUUUUUCUUAUAAAUAGCAGAUGCAGUAAGCACACAUAAUAUCAUCUAAUCAUUGGAAUGAACUGUUUCUAUAUGUAGGUUACUGAUGUGUAUGUAAACUUGUGAUAUUAUAGAUAUAUAAGGAGAUAUAAUACAUACGGAUAAAUAA